GAGCACCCAAAACAGAUCACUUUGUUUGCUUUGGGACCCCUCACCAACAUAGCACUGGCCUAUCAUUUGGAUAACAAAUUGUUUGACAAUUUGGAGCAAAUCGUGUUUAUGGGCGGAACUCUUGAUUUUGCCGGAAAUUCAGAUCCAAUGAAAACUUUUAAUAUCGUGAGUGAUGUGGAGGCCUGUCGUAUAGUACUGUCCACUGCUAAAUGUCCUCUUACUGUCGUACCUGAAGAAUGCUGUAGAAGUAAUAUACUGACCUGGGAUAUUUACGACAAAAUAUCAAAAUUGGAUUCAAAGAAGGCAAAGUUUGCGAAACAGAUAAUGGAAAUGGAGUACAAGAGGGUUAAGCCCCAACCGGGAGCUAAAGGGUUCAUAAUGUUUGAUAUACUGGUAGUAAUGGCAGUCGUAUACCAGGACUACAUUGAAUCCCAACAGGAAUAUAAGACAUCCAUUGAAUUGAACGGAACCCUCACGAGAGGGGAACUGGUGUUUGAUAAGAGAACGCCGGGACCUGAUGUUAAACCCAUGGACUGGACUUCGAAUAAU
Oppiella nova is the source of this 549-nucleotide messenger RNA. NCBI's taxonomy places the organism in Eukaryota, Metazoa, Arthropoda, Arachnida, Sarcoptiformes, Oppiidae. The record is from the annotation of a GenBank genome assembly.